Messenger RNA from Cyprinus carpio (common carp), 4059 nucleotides. RefSeq lists its product as uncharacterized. The record is from RefSeq and is a predicted model, not a curated record. Gene Ontology annotation, molecular function: catalytic activity. Lineage: Eukaryota; Metazoa; Chordata; Actinopteri; Cypriniformes; Cyprinidae.
UUCACUUUCUGAGAAGUCCACACCCAAAGGUGUAUCAGCUCUAACGUCAGACGUCUUACUCUGCUCAACACAACAGUUGAAUCGACGGCAGUGUCCUGUCCUACAGACAUUAUCCUGAGAGAUAAAAGGGAACUUACUAAACCGAGGAGCUUUGGUCUGUGAGAGCAGAUCUGUCAAUGGCUUCACAGACCAUAAACUUCAUCACCUGGAAUGUUAAUGGACUUAAAAGAAAAAGAGAUCAAAAAUUUCAAAAACUACAAAAUGCUGAUGUUGUUUUCUUACAAGAGACACACAUUGGAGUAGGAGAUGAACAUAUUAUAGAUGGUCUAAAAAACAAGUGGCAUAUUUUCUACACAAAGUAUACAUCCCGAAAGGGAUCAGCCAUACUAGUGAAGAAAACACUGGAUUUUGAAUAUAUAAGUUAUGAAAAAGAUAACUGUGGAACAUACGUUUUGCUGAAAUGUAACCUGGUAGGUCAGCCGUACACUCUGGUUAGUGUUUAUAACCAUGACACAGACAAAAAAACCCUUGAUAAUCUUUCAAGCUACCUGCAGUCAAUGACCACAGGGCUGCUGGUGAUCGGUGGAGAUUUCAACACAGUUCUCAAUCCAUUUAUAGACAAAGACAAUUCAAAAAGGCUAACAGAUACCUCAAUUCACAGAAAGCUGCGCUUUUGUGUGAAAAAGUUUCUGAAAUCUCUUCAGCUGGUUGAUGUCUGGAGAAGAAAGAACCCUAUAAAUCAGAAUUAUACGUUCAACAGUCAAAUUGCGUCCAGGCUGGAUUAUUUCUUCUUUCCAGAAGAAUGUAUGUGGCGUGUCAGAAGUUGUGAAAUCAGAGACUCUGGGAUGCGCGACCAUCGUCCUGUGUACUUGGAAAUCAACAAUGCUUCCACAAUCCUUUUUCAGAAAGAUCUUCACAUACAAUCACUCUCCCAACUAUUCAAUCAUAAAAAGCAUCUUUUGACAGAUGAGACAGGUUCAUUACUGGGUGAAGAAAGCUCACAGGCACUCAGUGAGGUUGACAUUUUCUCAGCUGUAAAUUCUCUUCAAGUGUCAGACACACCGAGACCAGACGGUUUCCCAGUUUCCUUCUACAAAGACAACAUUCAGCAUCUAAUUCAAUAUAUAAAGAUGCUCUAUGACAGAAUCCACAGCGGUGCAUUUAACUGCUCUGAGAAACACUUUAAUGAAACUGUGAAAAGUCCACAUGAUGAUAAUCAACACUUCUUUAACGUUGAUUACCUCAUCAUUGCAACCAUUCUGGCAAAACGUCUAGAUGAUUUCUUGGAGUCUCAGUCAAAGGGUCGGGUACCAAAAGAUUCAGUUACUGUCAUGAUCACUCCCAAAACAUUCUGCACUGAGAUGAGGUUGUCUUGUAUUAAGGAUGAGAUAGAAAAGCAAAAACAGUCAAACCCAAAUCUGUAUCAGGAUUUCCUCAUUGUGAAAAACCUCCUCAGAGAUGCACCAGAAGUAGAUACUGAAUCUGUAGAGGUUUCAAUCGAGAGAGACAAACUGCUGGAUCAGGGCUGCCCUUUGACCCCAGUUCUCAUUAUGCUGGCUCUGAAAUGCUUUGCCUCUGCAUUAGCUGGUCAUUUAAAACAGCAGGAUAUUCUAGUUUUCAAAGACAGUGUGAUACUUUGCAUCCAACCCGAGGACCUUGAGAAAGUAUUAGCUGCUGUGAGGGAAAGAGCUAAUGAAGUGUUUUACAUUAAGGAAUUAUCCAGUGGAAAUAUCAAUGGUGAACAAUUAAAGUGUAAAGGAAAUGAGUUUAAGGAUGAAGAUUGCGGUGAAAUGGAUGCAGAAACAUUUGUAAACACAGAGGAAGAAUCAGAAGCCAGCUGGUCUAGUAGAGUGUAUGAAGAGCAUGAUUUUGUUAUACAUAAGGAAGAAAACAUUUCAGUGGAGGAUGAUGGAAGGCAGACCAUGUAUGCAGUUGUUACCUUUCAAGACUCAGAUGAGGUGAUGGUGGUAGCAUCAAACUGGCUGAGCCUAGACAAGAAACAAUGUUGCUGGCCCCCAUUCAAAUCACCAGACAAGUGCAUGGAAGCUGUUCAGAACAGAAUUAAAGCUGAAACAGCAGGGAGACCAUGGGAGAAAAUAAACAUUAGCUUUCACAGAGAAUGUGUCACUUUUGAGAAGGCAAAGGAGGAGCAAAAAGAAUUCAAAGAACAGAAAGAACGGUCAUAUCUAUUAGCCACUGGAUUCCCUGGAAUGCUAAAAAGACAAAGACUUGAAACCACUCAAGAAAUGUUAAAACAACAACUUCCUCCUGCAUCACCUGCAUCUACAUCCAGAAUGUCAGCUGAUGACAAGGAUGAGCUUCUCCAAAUGCUGAGAGAGAUCAAGAGCACAGUUCAGGAAAACUCUGCUAUGUUAAAGAAACUACUAAAAGACAAUAUGGUUUCUGAAGCACCCAGCAGUACAAGCGUGCCUUCAAAAAACAUUAAAGCAAACCUAAAACUGCCUCUUAGAACCUUUGAAGAUGUGGCCAGGACUGAAAGACAGCUCAACACCAUAAAAACACGGAAAAAAUAUGUAAAAGUUUUGUCAGGGCUUGGAGGUUUUGGCCCCAAGGAUGUGAUUAAGAAUAUUAUGCAGCAAGUCCUAACAGAUGAUCUGGCUAAGGAGUUCAACUGGCAGGGGAGAGGAGAUAAAAGAGCCUUCUCUCACCUUUGUCUAACAGAUGUGAUCAGAGAUGCUGCAUUCAAACGAAGUGUAAACAGGGCUGACUGUGAAACUGAAAUAAAAAAAUAUUUGAGUUACACAGCUGAUCGACUCAGUCGGAAGAGACCAAGAGAACAAGGAGGUCCUGUGCACGAGAAUCCAAAUGUGAUUUCUACCUCACUGAUGGAAAACCAGCCAGAGAUGGAAAUACCCUACAAUUUUGAUUUUUGAGUUUUUGAUCAUCAGUCAUAGGUCAUGAAGACCCACUUUCAAAUUAAGCAAUUUUUUUUUUUUUUUUUACAUUUAUUUCUCUUUGACAUUACUUAAUGAAUUGUCAUGUUUUCAGUUAUAUGCCAGCAGUGGGACUUGCAUGCAUGUCUGAUCCAAUAACUAAAAGAUUAUAUAUAUAUAUAUAUAUAUAUAUAUAUAUAUGAUAUAUAUAUAUAUAUAUAUAUAAUAGAUAUAUAUAUAUAUAUAUAUAUCUCCUCUCUACCAGUGCAGGAUUUUUAGAUAACUAAUCUGACACUAGUGAAUUUACUGUAUUUAUGUUCAAAAUGAAAGAUACACCUAUUAUGUUUUUUGCUGGCUCCCAUCCCAGUGAUUUUGGAUGUCAUACUGACACCUUCUUGUACUUCUGUUAGCACAGAAUGCCAGACAAUUACCUCAGUUAUAUUUGUAUUUUUUUAUUUAUCUUUUAACUAUAAACAUUUCUUACCUGUUUUCACGCUGAGAACACGUAUUUUGAUCUCUUUCUGUCAAACAAUACAGAUAUGUUAAAUGAAAUGUUUGGUCAGUGAGUGUAGUUCAUGAAAUGUGUCUUAGCAACUCAGAAAACUGUUUGAAAUGCUAGCAGUGCUGAAAACAGAAUUUCAAACUCAUUAAUUUAACUGGUUCAAAAAUAAUAACAACUAUCCUCUGGAAAGUCAGAAGAAGAAAUUACCAACAAGAUUGUCACCUUGACUUACAAAAAAAACACAUCAAAAUGACAUAAAUUAAAGAAACUUUGGCCCAGGUCGCAUCAGUGGGCAAAAGCAUCAGGGUUCUGACGACACCCCUUUGGGGAGUGUGCAGCAAACUCCUUGUGGACUGAGUGGACUGAAUUGGUGGGUUUUUGUUAAAUGUGAGCCAAAAUCAUCACAAUUAAAAGAACCAAAGACUUAAACUACUUCAGUCUGUGCACACUGAAUUUAAUACACAAGUUUCACAAUUUGAGUCGAAUUACUGAAAUAAAUUAACUUUUCCAUGACAUUCUAAUUUAUUGAGAUGCACCUGUACAUUACACACUCUGUGCAUGGUUGCAAGACAAGUUUUUGUGUCUCUUUGUUGGCAAAUACAUACCUUUUUUGUCUUUUCAUAUAUACAUGACUUUUUUUUUCAUAUUCACACUUCAUUCAUU